AUGCCCACCUUUAUUGUCAAUUCCACUACUACGCCACAACGUAAGGAUUCCCUAACCACCAGGAAAUCGCGGCAACCCAUCAAACACACGAAGACCUUCUCGGGGUGUUGGACUUGCCGCGAGAGACACGUUAAGUGCGAUGAAGGCAAGCCGAAAUGCAAUCGGUGCCAGAAGGCCGGCGUGCAAUGCCAGGGUUAUGGCAUCAAACUCGUUUGGGUUGAUCCUGACACCCAGGAAAGGGAGCAGAAUAUCAGACGCGCCAUUGGCACACCAGCCAUCUAUAAUAAAAGCUCAAGUUUCAUGAGUAUUGAUGUGGAGGAGACCCUUGAUGAUCUGGAGCGGUUCUCAAUCAGCGAAACAAGUGGUAGCCCAGACGCUCUGUCGUUGGGACCAUUCUCCGUCUUCAACCUGAGUUCCGUCGACACGUCCAAACCUAAACCAUCGCAUACUGAUGAUGCUGCCUCUGGAAACGUGGAGAAACAAUUUUCAUUAGACCUUGAGACAGACGAGUUUGAAGACCAGAGUUCUGGAAACCCCCUCGAGGAGUUCGACGACGAUAUUGAAACGGUAAUUUCAUCCGCUUUUAAAGACGAUCCUAUGUCAUCAUCGCCCAUAAAUAUUGCUGCUCUUGGUAGAAAUUCAGGCCAGAGCCUUGUAAAUUCAAGCUUGAUGCGUUCAACACGUCCGCGGCUAUAUAUUACUCGUCAUCUCGACCUCCUUCCCCGACGGCAAGAUCAACGAGAGCUAAUUCAUCACUGGACGAACUUCGUCUGUUGGCACCUACUGCCGGUAGACCAGCCAUCUAACCCUUUCCGGUCAGUGUUCACCCCAAUGGCACUGGAAGGUCUCCGUGCGCCAUCGUCUUCCUCCAACGGCAGCAUUGCGCUGUUCCAUGCUUUGUGUUCGGCAUCGGCAUUCAGUCGCUCACAGCUACUCGAUGGUGAUACAAAAACGCUCACACUGGCCGCCAAACACUACCAGCUGGCUAUCAUGCAUCUACGCCACAGCUUGAGCAAUCUCACUGCAUCAUCUCCCCUGCUCCUUACCAGCACCGACGGCACCACUGUUCCCUCCACCACAGCCUCUGACUUGCAGCGCACCUCCAUCCUCGCAACUAUCACGAUGUUCUCCGCAAUGGACAUGAUCACAGGACGCUUCAGCGAAUGGCGGACGCACCUGCAGGGCGGAGCCAGCUGGCUCGCGACUUUGAACAGCGCCGUGUGGCAACACGAUCGGUCAAGCAGCAUGGUAUAUCAGGGGUACCUGGCGAUCGCAGCAUUGUGCAACAUCAACCUACCGUCAAACCUCGACAUUGAGAACGAAGACCUUUUCCUCGGCGACCGUUACUACAUGCUGGACCGAUGCUUUGGGCUCACGCGGCCGAUGCUGCGGCACAUUGCCGUGAUGAACUCGCUGGUUCGCAAGAUUUCAGAGGCGGCCGCAGCAGGCCUAGAGCAAACAGCCGCCACGGCCGCGGGGCUGGACGAGCUGGAAUCACAGCUCUACGAGCAAACGCCCGACACAUUGGACCUGUCUGAUCUCACGCCGACAGCGGCGGCGUUGACGCGACACCACGCCUACGUCUUCUACUACGCCAGCCUGAUCUUCUUCGCCCGCGCGGUGCGCCGCCUUCGUCCAGAGUCAAUUUAUGUCCAAGCUUUGGUGGAGUGUGGGGUGCGGCAGUUGGAGGAGAUCGAGCUCCUCGGUGGCGACGGCGUAGGCUGCACCCUCGUCUGGCCACCGCUCGUCGUUGCCAGUGAGUGUCUGAGCGAGGAGCUGCAAACCAGGAUGCUUUCGUGGUAUAAACUUAAGCGGAGGCAUGGGUUCAUGAAUCUGGAAAUCAGCAAGGACAUUGCCAGGGAGCUGUGGCGGCGGCGGAAGGAUUUAGAAGCCCAAGGCCUCGAUGGCGUUGUCGACAUACAGUGGCAAGAUGUUUUGAAAGAUUUGAAUAUGGACGUUGUACUGUUUUGA
Exophiala aquamarina CBS 119918 is the source of this 1971-nucleotide messenger RNA. RefSeq lists its product as uncharacterized. NCBI's taxonomy places the organism in Eukaryota, Fungi, Ascomycota, Eurotiomycetes, Chaetothyriales, Herpotrichiellaceae. The transcript has a single exon. The coding region runs from base 1 to 1971 and encodes 656 amino acids. Gene Ontology annotation, molecular function: transcription cis-regulatory region binding; zinc ion binding; DNA-binding transcription factor activity, RNA polymerase II-specific. Gene Ontology annotation, cellular component: nucleus. The record is from RefSeq and is a predicted model, not a curated record. Gene Ontology annotation, biological process: positive regulation of transcription by RNA polymerase II.